AUGGACGACCCUUCCCUGGCUCCCGGCGCCGCGGCCGCCGCCGCGGCCGCCGCAGCCGAGGUCACGGCUGCCGCGUCAGUGGAGGCUUCCCAGCUGGCUCCCGACGCCUCCUCUUCUGCCAACGCCGAGGACGAGCGGUUCGCCCUGCUGAUGAGCAUCGGCGAGGAGUGCAUUCAGACCGACGAGCUCAGGCUGCUGCUGCAGAACAAGGAAAAACCCGUCCCCAUCUGCUACGACGGGUUUGAGCCCUCCGGCCGCAUGCACAUUGCCCAGGGUAUUGUGAAGACGAUCAACGUUAACAAGAUGAUCAGAGCAGGAUGCAGAGUCAAAAUCUGGAUAGCAGACUGGUUUGCUCAGCUAAACAACAAAAUGGGUGGCGACCUGAAAAAGAUCCAGACAGUCGGGCGCUACAUGAUUGAAAUAUGGAAAGCAGCUGGCAUGAAUCUCGAUGGUGUUGAAUUCGUAUGGUCUUCAGAAGAAAUCAACAAGCGUGCAGAUGAAUACUGGACACUUGUCAUGGACAUUGCCAGGAGAAACAAGGCCAAGAGAAUAACGAGGUGCUGUACGAUCAUGGGCCGUGCUGACAACGAGGAAUUGACUGCUGCACAGAUCUUCUAUCCUUGCAUGCAGUGUGCUGAUAUAUUCUUCCUGGAGGCUGACAUAUGCCAGUUGGGCAUGGACCAAAGGAAGGUUAACAUGUUAGCAAGAGAAUAUUGCGAUGACAUAAAAAGGAAGGACAAACCAAUUAUUCUGUCACAUCAUAUGCUCCCUGGGUUCAAAGAAGGUCAGGAGAAGAUGUCAAAGAGUGAUCCAUCAUCAGCUAUCUUUAUGGAAGAUGAUGAGGCUCAGGUGAAUUUAAAGAUAAAGCAAGCUUUCUGCCCACCCAACAUUGUCGAGUGUAAUCCGUGCCUUGAGUACAUCAAGUACAUCGUUUUCCCUUGGUUUGAAAGGUUCGAGGUGGUUCGGAAAGAAAAAAAUGGCGGUAACACGACAUUUCUAAGCAUCGAUGACCUCACUGCUGAUUAUGCGAGUGGUGCUCUGCAUCCUGAUGAUGUUAAACCUUCUUUGGCCAAAGCGAUUAACGAAAUAUUGAAGCCUGUUCGUGAACACUUCAACACCAACAAGGAAGCCAAAGAUCUCCUCAACACUGUUAAGAAGUACAGAGUUUGAGGAGAUAGAUCUUCCUAAUCACUACAUGGACAACCCAACCCUGGAAACAUACUCAUCUUUCUCGAGAAGAUUUCUUCCGCUUUCUUGCUUAUUGUACAAUCUCUGUGUUACAUCUUCUUGUGAGGUCAACUUCCUUUUAAAAGUUACUAGGAAGCAUAGGCGCGGCGGCACGCCGCGCCCGUGGGGUACCUUGUUGAUGUAUAUAUUCGGUUCUAGUUGCAUCUGAGUAGAUGGAUCGAUGAUUUAGAAGAUGGCGUGUCAGAAAAGUGUCACUUGAUUGCAC
Lolium perenne is the source of this 1453-nucleotide messenger RNA. RefSeq names its product tyrosine--tRNA ligase 1, cytoplasmic. Lineage: Eukaryota; Viridiplantae; Streptophyta; Magnoliopsida; Poales; Poaceae. Gene Ontology annotation, molecular function: ATP binding; tyrosine-tRNA ligase activity. The record is from RefSeq and is a predicted model, not a curated record. Gene Ontology annotation, biological process: tyrosyl-tRNA aminoacylation. Gene Ontology annotation, cellular component: cytoplasm.